This is a messenger RNA of Drosophila navojoa, 3685 nucleotides long. It is a transcript of the gene Rcd1, whose product is annotated as Reduction in Cnn dots 1. Gene Ontology annotation, biological process: positive regulation of transcription by RNA polymerase II. Gene Ontology annotation, cellular component: NSL complex. The record is from RefSeq and is a predicted model, not a curated record. NCBI's taxonomy places the organism in Eukaryota, Metazoa, Arthropoda, Insecta, Diptera, Drosophilidae.
AAAAAAAAAUAAGAAAUAUUACACACAAAAUGAUGCAAAUUAAACAGGCGAAAAACAAUAAAAGUGAAAUUAUUAUGGUCGAGAGGAAACCAAAGAUGCAGUCGGCCAACACAAACACUUCAAUUAUUACAUACAGUCCUAGCAAAUUUAUUGCCAGGGCUGGAACACCAUACACAAAAAUACAAACACACACACAAACACAUACAAACACAAAUAUAGCCAGAGCGUCUGCUCCAACAACAUCAGCAACAGCAAAAAUGCCAACAGCUGGAACCGCUAAUACCUCUUACUAUGUGGUUAAGGCGGGCCAGCUGGGUAGUGCGGCUUCCAUAUUGAGCUCGCCGCCAAAAGCAGCGACAGCAGCCUCGGCCGCGUCUGCAACGAUUUCAACAGAGAGUACAAGCACUAUUUCGGCACCCAGUGAAUCCUCAAUGGAACAUACCUAUAUGCGCGAUGCUCCGCGAUCGGACAAUACACUAAACAAUGGUUUAGCACCCACUCGCACUAUUCUCGUCCGCCAUGCACCGCAGUGCCCCACAUGUCACACAUAUCCAGCUCACGAGGAUUCGGGAGACUCAGUACAGGCAGCCCAAAUACCAGCCUACGAUGAGAUUGCGGCAAAGGAAAUGAUGAACGAGUGCGCACGCAUUGCCAAAUAUGUGCGAAAUAAUAAUUCCGAUGAUCAGGAUUGGCAGGAGCGCAUCAAUCGCACUGGCUGGACAACCAUACAGCAAACGCUGUUUGAUAAAGUUGCAACCAUUUUGGAUCAGGAUCAAUUAGCUCGUUUGGCUAACGAUAAGCGCCAGCAUGAGGCAGUGCAUCGACGAGUGGCUGUUGAUAAGUCCAGUUCGCGUAUGCGACGUGCUUUAGCCAGCGUUGCUUGGGAGCCGCGCACCACACAGUGGCUGCAUGCGUUGCUCAUGGAGCAGCUGCCACCUUCAUAUAUGGCCUCCUAUUUGGAUAUUAUACAGACGCUUAAAAGCAAACUGCCGACACUCAUUGACAAAAUGCUCUUCAGUCGUCCGCUGAACAAUUGCCAAGAGCUACUAGCUCCUGUUAUGAAGCAGCGCUGGCAACCGGAUAUACUGGCUAAGUCACGUCAUCUGGCACACAAUGCCAUUAUGGUCGCAAUACCAAAUAUGCCCACCAGUGGCCCUGUGCCGCAGCGCAUGCAAAAUUGGUACGAGGCCUUGGCAAGCAUAACCCAAAUAGUCCAGAUCACGCUGCCGAAUACGAACGAUCGCAUUGGCGGCCAGAAUCUGGAUCAAGUGGCCGAGACGAUUGUCUCGCUGACUCGUGUACGCAUACACGAACUGCGCAUCGAAGAUCCCAAUCGUGGCAUCAUACUCAUUGGCUUUAAUGCCGGUUCAGCACUCGCUCUGCAAGUGGCCAUGUCGGAGAGCGUUGCAUGUGUGAUUUGCAUGGGCUUUGCCUACAAUACGUUGCGCGGGCCACGUGGUGCACCCGACGAUCGUCUGCUGGAUAUCAAGGCACCCAUUUUAUUCGUCAUUGGUCAGAAUUCGGCUCGCAGUAGCCAGGAGGAAAUGGAGGGCUUGCGCGAGCGUAUGCAAUCUGAAUCCUCGCUAGUCGUCGUCGGCAGUGCCGACGACGCACUGCGUGUGCCUAAGAGCAAGCGUCGCAUCGAAGGCGUCACCCAAGCCAUGGUCGAUGCUAUGGUCGUGGAUGAGGUCUAUGAGUUUGUCAACAAGACGUUGAGCAAUCCGCCAGGUCCACGCAUGCCUACUUCUCUGCUGGGCAGCAAUUCGUACCAGCGGCAGCCCAAGCAACACCAGCAUAUUCUGGCUGAUGGGAAUAUGAAUAAGGCACAGAUUACACCAGCACGCAAGCGUAAGGCAAAUGAUGUCGGGAUGGACGAGAGCUGUAUGGCCACUAAAUCGAAAAUUGUGCCGCACACUCGCGCACCUAAGAUGCCCAAGCCAAAGCCGCCGCGUCUCAUUGAUCCGUUUGCGGUGAAGCGAAAGGUUGGGCGCCCUCGCACGCGUCCACUGCCUGGCGGCGUGCCAGCAACUGGCAUCAAGUCAAACCUAUUGGAGAAGAACGUGCUGACCAAUGAGGAGAUGAACAUGUCCAUUGAGUCUAUGCUGGAGGAGACACUCGACUAUGAUGAUAAUCAGCAGCCAACGACAGGUACUGCGACCACAGUGGUAAAGUCAGUGCAGCCAAAUGUAAUAAAGCCCGUGUCGACGCCAACCACUGUGGCGCUGGCAACAGGGACAAAGAUCAAGAUGAUACCAUCCAGUCAGUUCGUGCAGCUGAAGUCGCUGCCGGCCCAGAACAAACUUGUUAACUACACCAUCAGCAAAGGCAGUGGCGCCGCCAGUGUGGCCAGCACAAGCAUUGGCAGCAUUGUCAAGACGCUGCCACCGUCAAGUGGUCAACAGAUCUUUACCCUCAAAGCUCCGUCGGGACUCACAACGCAAUUUGUGACUGCAGCUGCUGGAAACACUGCGAAUGCUUCGACACCGGCUGCAGCGGCAACCCAGCAGAAGUAUACCGUGGUAAAAAAUUCCAGCGGAAUAACCAUGUUGCAGAUGACCAAGAAUGUGCCAGCAACACAACCAACUGUGGGCAGUAAUGUGGAUCUUUCGAAUAUCAUAGACAUGCCAAUUGUGUUUGCCGACAAUGAAGGCAAUUUCGCCGAGCAGCAGCAGCAACAGAAGCAGCAGGGAGAGCCCAUCAAAACAGCUACCAGCAGCAGCAGCGCCAACAACCCCCUAAUAAUCAGCCAAAAGAUCAUCAAGGAAGCUGUCAAUUCGCAAAUCAAGCCAUCCAGUAUUGUGGCCAACGGCAAGGGCAUUGUGAUUAAUAAAGGCAUUCAGCAGCUGUUUACCACAGCAGCAACAACUGGAAAUAAGCUGGUCUAUUUGAAUCGCAGCAGCAUGAAGCCAUUGGGAACAGCAACAGGAAGCACGCCGAUAACUACAUCGCGCCUGUCGAACGGUACAACGCCACUUCCGAUACGGAUUAUGGGCAGCGCUAAGCCGGCAAUAGGAACGGGCACCGCGAACAGUCCAUUGCUGCUUGAUAGCGCAAAUGUGAAAGCUUUGAAUCUGCAACCAAUCAAGACAACAGGAGGAACGCCCGUACUAAAUGCUGGCACGGCGGGCGCACUGCGUCUGGGCAAUAAGACAUAUCCGCAGUUUCAAGUAAUCAACAAUCCAGUUAUUGGCCCCAGCGUCACGGGCGAUGGCAAACAGCAGCAGCAGCAGCUGCGCAACGUUUUCAUCAAAUCCGCCACUGGGCUGAAGCCCGUGCAAAUGCUGACCAACCGAGCGCCGGCAAUACCCGCCAUUGCGCCCGGCGGUGCUGCAGUGCGUCGCGUGGUGAACAUUGGCCCCAUCUCCAAGCAAACCACUAUGACUGUCAACUCCCAGACAAUCAAGGAUUCCAAAAUCAUAAAGGCGUCGCCAACGACAACAGCAUCAGCAACUGCGGUGACGGCAGCUACAACAACGGCAGUCUCCAUGGGAACUCUUCCGCAGAGCAAGGCCUUGGAGUAGUAGCCCUCCUGCACACCUCUGUAUCCAGACUUUUUUGUUAAGCUUUCAUUUAAAUUGUAAUUGGACUCUGAGACCUUAAGAAGUUAUGCCAUAAGUUAUUUUAUAGCACCUGUGUACAUAGAACAUGUUGAUCUUUUAAAUAUACAUAUGUUCACAUUUUAAAA